Rhinolophus ferrumequinum (greater horseshoe bat) is the source of this 1189-nucleotide messenger RNA. RefSeq names its product guanylate kinase 1 (gene GUK1). Gene Ontology annotation, biological process: purine nucleotide metabolic process. NCBI's taxonomy places the organism in Eukaryota, Metazoa, Chordata, Mammalia, Chiroptera, Rhinolophidae. Gene Ontology annotation, cellular component: cytosol. The transcript has 9 exons. Gene Ontology annotation, molecular function: GMP kinase activity. The record is from RefSeq and is a predicted model, not a curated record. The coding region runs from base 355 to 999 and encodes 214 amino acids.
CCUCCCGCGAGGGGCGUAGCGCCCGGGUGCGCGCAGGUUCCGGAAGCCUGGCUGGGCGCCGCCGUGGUCCCCUGCGUUCAGUCUCUCCCUGCACCUGGGACGCCGCAGCAAGCGUGCGUCAGGGGUCCUCCUGGGGUAGCCACGGGAACUGCCCCCGCGGUCCUCGGUCGUUCCCAGGGCCGGCUCGUCGCACAGCCCCAGCGAGAAAGGCGGGGACAUAAGGACAGGAUAGCGCGGUUUUUCAUGCAGUUCUCAAAACGUAGGACGAAAUUCUGGCACGGGAAGCUGCAGACAGUUUGUAAAACCCAUGCAGCCUGAGGACUUCGUGCUGGAUGCCCUUGUGGACCCUGAAGGAUGCCGAGGGGCAGAGAGGGGAAGCAGCUUGCCACUCCUCCCCCAGGCAUGUCAGGACCAAGGCCUGUCGUCCUGAGCGGACCGUCGGGCGCUGGGAAGAGCACCCUGCUCAAGAGACUCCUGCAGGAGCACAGCGACAUCUUUGGGUUCAGCGUGUCCCACACUACGAGGGACCCGCGGCCUGGCGAGGAGAACGGCAGAGAUUACUACUUUGUGACCAGGGAGGUGAUGCAGCGGGACAUUGCCGCCGGAGACUUCGUGGAGCACGCUGAGUUCUCAGGAAACCUGUAUGGGACCAGCAAAGCGGCCGUGCGCGCCGUGCAGGCUGUGAACCGCAUCUGCGUGCUGGACGUGGACCUCCAGGGCGUGCGCAACAUCAAGAAGACCGACCUGCGGCCCAUCUACAUCUUUGUGCAGCCACCCUCGCUUGAUGUCCUGGAGCAGCGCCUGCGACAGAGGAACACAGAGACAGAGGAGAGCCUGGCCAAGCGGCUGGCCGCUGCCCGGGCAGACAUGGAAAGCAGCAAGGAGCCCGGCCUGUUUGACCUGGUCAUCGUCAACGACAGCCUGGACAAGGCCUACUGGGCUCUGAAGGAGGCACUGUCCGAGGAAAUCAAGAAGGUUCAAGGGACAGGCCACUGUUGAGGAGGCUGCCAACUGUGUCCUCCCUGGACAGGGCCCUGCACCCACCCAGGAAGCCAGGGUGUCCCCAAGAGGAGUUUCUGCCUGUGUCGUUCACCCCGUCCCCAUGCCCAUUUGUGGGUGCCCUGUGCUCAGUCCCCCUCUCCACUAGGAGCUGGUCCUGUGUCCUAAUAAAGAGCUGCUGGUUAGUGUC